Messenger RNA from Puntigrus tetrazona (Sumatra barb), 6145 nucleotides. RefSeq names its product leucine-rich repeats and calponin homology (CH) domain containing 2 (gene lrch2). Gene Ontology annotation, molecular function: protein binding. The record is from RefSeq and is a predicted model, not a curated record. Bases 46 to 2319 code for a protein of 757 amino acids. Lineage: Eukaryota; Metazoa; Chordata; Actinopteri; Cypriniformes; Cyprinidae. The transcript is spliced from 22 exons.
CACGCCAGGCAGCCCCCUAUUAUUAUUGUAAGAAUAAUUUCACUUAUGAAAAUGGCGGCGAGUCAGGGAGCUGUAGGACCCGCGGCGGCUCUCCAGAGCCAGCAUUAUCCUAAUGUAGCGCACUGGAACCCAGGCGUGAUGCAGCAGCAGCAGCAGCACCCGCUACACACCGCCCGCAGUCUGGAACGAGCGCUGGAAGACGCCGUCUGCUCCGGGAUGCUCAACAUCAGCGGAAGGAAGCUGCGCGACUAUCCGGGGCUCAAUUACGAUUUGACCGAUACUACACAAGCAGACUUGUCGAAAAACCGUUUUUGUGAAAUCCCACCAGAAGUUUGUAUGUUUGCGCCACUGGAGUCAUUAAACCUCUACCACAACUGCAUAAAGGUGGUCCCAGAGGCCAUUAUCAACCUACAGAUGCUCACCUACCUGAACAUCAGUCGAAAUCAACUGUCCGUUCUCCCCAAGUUUCUCUUUAAUCUUCCUCUGAAAGUGCUGGUGGUCAGCAACAAUAAACUCCUAUCCAUUCCUGAGGAGAUCGGAAAGGCCAAAGAUGUUAUGGAACUGGACAUCAGCUGUAAUGAGAUUCAGGUGCUUCCUACACAAAUGGGGAAACUUCUUGCAUUACGUGAACUCAACAUACGAAGAAACUGUCUACAAGUGUUACCAGAUGAGUUGUCCGAUCUGCCAUUGAUUAGGUUGGAUUUCUCCUGUAAUAAAAUCACAGAGAUUCCCAUAUCUUACCUCAAACUUAAGCAGUUGCAGCACAUCGUUCUUGACAACAACCCCAUGCAGUCUCCUCCUGCCCAGAUCUGCCUAAAGGGAAAGAUCCACAUCUUUAAGUAUUUAAACCUGCAGGCAUGUCGCCUGGAUAAAAAACCAGACACGCUUGACUUGCCUUCUCUUGGAAAACGCUGCUUGCCUCAGCAGCUGACAGACAGUAUGGAAGAUUUCUAUCCCAGUAAAAACCAUGGCCCUGACUCAGGUAUUGGCAGUGACAAUGGUGACAAAAGACUGUCGACCACAGAGCCAUCCGAUGAUGACACCAUGAGUCUCCACUCUCAAGUAUCUGAGACGGCGCGGGCAGACGCACACAUACUUCUCACAAAGCUGGACUCAAACAAAGAUCAGGACCCAUAUGACUUUAUUGACCCAAACCCAGAUGAAGAGGCCAUUCUGUCUGAGGGAGAUCUACAGCACAACGCACCCUAUGUGUCAUGCAUAAAGGAGCUGGAGCGGGUUCUGAAAACGCACCAAAGCAAAGACAAAGAGAAUUGGAAAGAGGAGUCAGGAUCUGAGAAAGAGCAGUUAGCUGAAGAAGAUGAGGAUGACUUAAAGGAAGUGUUGGAUCUAAGGAAGAUCGCAGUACAACUUCUACAACAAGAGCAACAGAACAGGAGGCGAUCCCUAAUUUGUAGGGCAGAGAGUCUAAUACACCGUAGAAGAGCCGCGGGGAGAGCUCACAGGUUCCUCAGCCACUCAGGGAGUAGCACCAAACAAAGAACCCCAUCUCAGACUGUUAGAAGUGCGUCACUAGAUGAAGGAAGCAGCUCAGCCUCCGCCUUGAGUGGACAGGAGACUGAUCUCACUGAUGAAGAUGCAGCUUUCUCUGAGCCUUCUUCAUCUUGCUCGUUUGAUGGAAGUUUGAAAUCGGAGAGUAGUGACUCUGAGCCAAGAUGGCCAGAGGUUCCUCCUGUGCUCAACCAAAAUGAGGAUCGGAGAAGAAACAAGUACCUGAGAAAAGACUACCUGAAGUACAAGUGCCAAAGUGCUCGAAGAAACUCCAGUGGCAAUGACAAUGAUUGUGAGGAGGGAAUGCGAUCUAGUGACUUCACCACAACUCUGACUGUCUUUGGCCUGAAGCCCAGAUCAGCCUUCUCCCGUGGAAAUCGACAAGACUUCAGCUCCACAGACCCAAGCUUCACAAUGAGGAGAAAGAUGGAGCACCUCAGGGAGGAGAUGGAGCAGAUCAGACUCUUACGACAGAACCUCGAGUCUAGGCUAAAGGUUCUCUUGCCAGAUGAUGUGGGCGCUGCUUUGAUGGAUGGUGUUGUUUUAUGCCAUCUGGCUAAUCACAUUCGUCCUCGUUCUGUAGCUAGCAUUCAUGUACCAUCCCCUGCUGUGCCAAAGCUGAGUAUGGCCAAGUGUCGGCGGAAUGUUGAGAAUUUCUUGGAUGCAUGUAAAAAGCUUGGAGUGCCACAGGACAAGUUGUGUUUGCCGCAUCACAUCCUGGAGGAGCGAGGUCUAGUAAAGGUCGGUGUCACUGUACAGGCACUGCUGGAUCUUCCUUCAUCAAAACCCAACCAACUUUCUACCAUGUAGCAUCACUGGAUCAUGGGACGUCCACUAAGAUCCCUUUACCCUGCCUUACCACCUCAUCCUCACUCUCAAUGCUGAUCUUUGACCUACCAUGGGGAGGUCACAAGCUUUUACCUUUCACAACUGCGGUGAACAAGCCGGCUUCCCCCUACCUCUUAUAAGCCUCUGUGGAGGGGUCUAGACAGUUUAAAGCUCCAAUAUUGUACCCCAUAUGAGGGAAACUGUAAUUCUUAAAGCCACACGCUUCAUUCUGAGGGUUAACACCUGUUUCUAUUCCACAACUGCAAUGCAGACUCUCUCCUCUCGAUGCUGGACACCUCUGUCUCCUGUCAUUUGUAUCUCCUUGUCAUCUGUCUCACUCUUCUCUUGGACCGGUGAACCCCCAACGGGUGAGGACAGGAGAAAAGCCUGCAGCUAUCUGGCUGAUUCUGGAUCGGAUGUCACUCCAGCCCUCUCCUGUAUGAAGUCACUAAGAGCUGUUUAACAUCUUGUUACAUCCUGACUUGUGUUUCCUGUCUCUUUGAAGAAAUAAGUGGGUCAGAGACAGUAUUGAUGUGCAUGUAAUAACACCCAGACCAGCACCGAGGACAUCAAGGACAGACAAAGGUGUUACCAUAAAUGUUGAUUUAUUGCAGUCAGGUGAGUCAUUGGCGGUGCAUUAGAAAGAAAUCAUAUCUUUCUGCAUGCCUGGACGGUUUUAAUAAUGAAGAUUCUGCUCACAAGACAAAGGCUUUCUUUGUGUUCUUUUACGUACAUGCCAAUGUUGCCAAAUGUUUGUUUUUCUUGACUGUUUUCACACAGGUGGUAUUUUAAGUUUUCACAGCCUGCAUGUGCCAGAAAGUAACACUUCAUAAAGUUUUGCACGUGCCAGUCUGUUUGCAUUGUGCUAUAAUUUUGUUUGUUGUGCAGGUCUGGGCAUGUACGUAAAGUUUCAGCACUAAAAUAGGUCAUUUAAAAACAUUUGCAAAAGCUAAUUGUAAUUACAGAGUAAGAACAGUCCAUUAACGAAAGAUGGGCAUUUGAUUGUGUGAUUAAAUUAAUAAUUGGCAAUCAGAAAUCAAAUGAUACUGGUAAAACUGAAUUAAGUUAAGUAAAGGGUUUGACGUGCAGUGCAUUCAUCACAGUAAACUGUCAAGAGUUAUAGAAAUGUUAAAAUAUGUACAAAUUGUUCUCAUUUGUUUGAUCAGGGAAUUUAUUUAUUUGCCUUUAUGUACUUUUGUAUGUUUUAUUUAUUUUAUUUUUAGUUCUAUUUACUUCUUUAUCAACCUCAGAAAUACAUUAACUGUAUUCUUCAAAAUCAGCAAUACUGUUCAGACAUUCUUGAGUGUUAUUCAUCAAUUUCCAAACAUGGAAAUUGGGGCAGCCAUCUUAAUGGGCUAUAGCUUUGGAGGUUGCUUGCAGUCAGUUUCUUUAUGGCACUGUUUACAUGCACACCAGAAAUCUGCUUAUUGUGAGGAAGCUAUUUUUAGAUCAGAUGCAAAAUCAAUGGUCUGAUUUGUGUACAGAACAGGGAUCCUCAAAUCUGGCUUGCGAGAUCAACUUCCCUGCAGAACCAAUCAAACUCACCCAAACCAGGUAAUCAUGUCUUUGAGAUCAGAAAGUCCCAGUUAGGUAAGUUUGAUCAAAAAUAGAGCUGAACUGAAAAUAGUUUUUUGCGAGCCGGAUUUGAGGAAUCCCUGGCAUAGACUGUACAUGUGGUGCAUUAGUAACUGCUUUCUUCACACAUUUACUUUACCGGACUUGCUAGUCAAGACAGCUCCAUAUUUAAUUGGAAAAAUGUGAGGAGUGAGGCAACAGGUAGGAUAAAAUAUCUGCACAGUAAUGUCCAAGGUAAAGACAAAAGAGUAAUCCUUAAAAAAGGUUAUGGUCAGGGCAGGCAGCAAUUAAUAGAAAACAAGGAAACAGUCCGGUGUGUGCAUCUUAAAUAGCCCUCCUGAUAUGAAGCGGGUGUCAACAGGUAAUGAGUUCCUGGGCAGGGGGAACCUGGGAAAUAGAGUCCAGGGUGAGUACGGUAAGGUUGGAGUGCCCUCUAGCACAUGGACACUAGCUGUUAAUUGUAACACCCUGCAUAGACAGCAACAGAGCUACCAUGUUCAAGUCCCAAAAAGGACAUAAAAUAAAAUUAAUCCAUGUGACAUCAGUGGUUCAACAGUACUUGCUAAGAGAAUAUUUUUGUGCACACGCAUUCGCUGUGGUACUCUCGUGAACAUGCGCCAAUGUCUGAUAUUAUUAAAUGAAUUAUUAUUAUAUGAAUUAUUAAAUAAAGGUUUUUUUUUCAUAAAUGACAGUUAGGCUGAUGUAACGUCUUUCCAACAAAAUAACUUUUACUAUACAAACUCCAUAAAACAAUUUCGAACAUCAAUUUCGAACAUCUAAAAACUGUGUACCUUUAUACAAUCCAGACUGUAAGUUUUCAUCCACUUUAAAGUCAGUAUAGCAUCUCACCUUACAGUGAAUGUAUAUUACAACCGCAGAACUCUACAGCACCUCCACUUUGGGGACUGUUUGUAGCAAGUAUCGCCAUCAUCACCAGUGGGUGUUUUGUUUGUUUGUUUGUUUUUGCUUUAUUUCUACAAAAACAAAAAAAUGUAAUCCUCUUUGCCACUCUUAACAAAUUUUGUCAAUCCCUCACUUCCGUGGGUGAGCUUAAAGCUUUCUUAAAAAUUUAAAAAAUGCAGUCUCAAGUGGACGGUGCAUGUAAACAUGAAUGCUGUUAUGCGUUAACCCACUUUACGGAGUGGAUGUAAGUACUGUAGGUUGAACAAUUUCUAUUUGUGACUGUUCGCCGUGCAUUCCUGUACAUUUUUUUUUUCUCUUUUAGUGCAGCUGUGGCUAACUAACCACUUCCAACAUAUCUUGAAAGUUAGCCUGCCUGAUGUUAUUUUAAAGCGAGAAAAUGUUGUUUCUUGAUUUAUGCCUUUUAAAAUGUCACUGCAAGCUCAGCUGUCAACAGCUGUUGACAACUUUUCUGUGGAAAGGAGUUUUAGGACCCAGAUUUACAAUGAGUAAUGCCUCACUCCCAUAUCAUGGGACAGCAUAGCAGAUACGUUUGGUUCAGUGCCAGAGCUUUGUGAUGGAUGAACUGGUGACAGCUUUUGCUCAGGCUUAUUGCCUUCUGAACACAAUCUCAGCCAAAAAUAUAAAAUGUUUUCUACAGGUUACAGGUCCCCUUAAAGAAAUGCUUUUGUUUUGGUUUUGCACCCUCUAAUUUAGUUGUUUAGCAUCUGUAUUUAUGACACCAUUUCCCAAUUAGCUAUCUGACUUUCAUAAUCUGCCAAUGUCACCACUUGCAUAACUCCUGCUACAAGAAAAAGCCUGCAUACUGCAUUCUACAGUUUUAUUAAUAUUCUACAGUAUUCAGUAUGCAUCAAUAAUGAUUGUACUGUAGCAGAGAUAAUUAUUGUCAUAAGACUAUAUGCUGAAACGGGUUUCAUGACACUUAUAGUUCAUUUCGAGUGUGCAUGUUUACAGUGUUCAUAGAGAGGAGUGUGUUAUUUAAAAAAAAAAACAUGUUUUGUUUUCCUUUCACCAUCAAACUCAAUCUUGGCAAAAAUAAAUCACUCGUCAGCUCUGAUUCUUAUCCAUGUUGAUGAGAAACUGUUCAGUUUGUAAAAAGAUGUGUUGAUUAAAAAGUAAUAGACAGGGGAUGCCUCCUACGCAGUGCGUACUGUAUAUGUAAAUGUUUUUGUAUGACAACUGGAAUGCAUGUCUGGACCAUACCAUUAUCCAUGUACAUAAUCUACGUUUCAACACAUUAGAAUGUUUCCUUAAAAAGGAAACCAGCCAAAACAUUUAAAAAAAUACUGAAAUAAACUGACCUUUUACAGUG